AUGAAUUCGCUAGGAAAAAGAAUAGGUAACGAUCCCCUUUUGAUCAGCAAUAAACUCAGAAAAUCAAGGGAAACCUCUUUAAUUUGUAUGGAAUUUGAGGCAAUUAAUGAAAAUUUGAUUGAUUUGAUUUGGUAAAUAAACCUUAAGAUUCACUAUCAGAGGUCAUUAUUAAUGAUUUGGAGUAUCGAACAACUUAAGAGAUACCUAGAAUAUUUAAAUAAUAAAAUAGAAAAUGUCAAACUCUAUUCUAAUUUCAAAAUUAGAUUAAAUAGCUUUGGUACUAAAUUUAAGAGGAAAAGAUAUUAUAUUUAAUCCUCGAUUGAGAACUUAACAUAUUGGCAGAAACCUAUUUAAUUUAGAGAUAAUGAGACCCAGCGACAGAAAAUAGAUAUCGACUUUUAUAAACUUGUUAGGAAUGCAUAAUUGCCUUUAAUGGCAAAACAAACAGCCAAAGAUUGA
Molecule: messenger RNA, 459 nt
Organism: Paramecium tetraurelia
Lineage: Eukaryota; Ciliophora; Oligohymenophorea; Peniculida; Parameciidae
Exons: 2
Source: RefSeq, a predicted model, not a curated record